Penaeus monodon (black tiger shrimp) is the source of this 1246-nucleotide messenger RNA. Its product is annotated as L-galactose dehydrogenase-like. The transcript is spliced from 9 exons. Gene Ontology annotation, molecular function: L-galactose dehydrogenase activity. Bases 154 to 1203 code for a protein of 349 amino acids. Lineage: Eukaryota; Metazoa; Arthropoda; Malacostraca; Decapoda; Penaeidae. The record is from RefSeq and is a predicted model, not a curated record. Gene Ontology annotation, cellular component: cytosol.
GCAACCCUCACCAGUUGUGAGAGCUAAACCUUGUGCGAGAGACGCUUAUCACACCACAAGGUCAGGCCACUUCAUUCACAUAAAGCCUGACUCGUCUCAGUGUCUCUUCGUCACUGAUCCGAUACGUCGUUUACCUCCUCGAGAUUAAUUAAGAUGGACCAGCCAACUUUUGUAGAGGGCUUCCAUGACCCAGAAUCCGUCAAGAAGAUGACAUACCACCCCCUUGGUAACACAGGGAUGCAGGUGUCCCGCUUAUCCUUAGGCGGUGGUCCCAUAGGAGGUCUCUACGGGAACACUUUGGAGACAGAAUGUGUGAAUAUGAUACACUCUGCCCUCAAAAGCGGCGUCAACUAUAUCGACACUGCCCCUUGGUACGGUAAUGGCAGGAGUGAGGAGGUAUUGGGGAAGGCCCUGAAGGACGUGCCUCGCAGCGCCUACUACAUCGGCACCAAGGUCGGCCGCUACGAGCCCUGCGUGGAGCGCAUGUUCGACUUCUCGGGCGAUCGCGUUGCCCGCAGCGUCGACCACAGCCUGGAGCUCCUCGGCCUCGACUACGUUGACGUCAUCCAGGUUCAUGAUCUUGAGUUUGCCGAGAGUGUGGACUUGAUAGUGAAUGAAACCCUGCCGGCGCUGCAGAAGGUCGUGGAACAAGGCAAAGCGAGGCAUAUCGGAAUCACAGGCUAUCCUCUGAGCCUACUGAAGGAGGUGGUGGAGAGAUCCAGCGUUAAGAUCGAGGUAGUGCUGUCUUACGCGCGCAACACGCUCAUCGAUGACGUCUUGAAGGAGUAUCUACCCUUCUUCCAGUCCCGGAACAUCGGAGUAAUCAGCGCAUGCGCAGUGGCGAUGGGUCUCCUGUGCGAGGGCGAGCCUCCUGAAUGGCACCCCGCCCAGCAGGAGAUCAAGGACGCUUCGAAACUCGCCGCCAAAUUCUGCAAGGACGCGGGCAGCGACUUGGCUCGUCUGGCCGUGCAGUUCUCGGCCAGCACGGAGGGCGUGGCCACACACCUCAUGGGCUGCAACGACAGUCGCAUCUUCAGACGCAAUCUGGAGGCCAUCCUCACUCCUCCUACAGCUCAUGAGAUCGCACUCUCUCAACAAGUGCGAGAAAAGUUCUUCCAAACGCUGUCGAGGCGAGAGUGGGAGGGCGCGAGCGUGGCCGAGUACUGGGAGGAACUGAAGAAGUUGCAAACGGGAAAAAGCUAAGAGACGCAAUGAAGAGAAGAAGAAAAGAGAGAAACUGGAGAGG